This is a messenger RNA of Medicago truncatula (barrel medic), 1945 nucleotides long. RefSeq names its product glycine-rich cell wall structural protein. Bases 563 to 1741 code for a protein of 392 amino acids. The record is from RefSeq and is a predicted model, not a curated record. NCBI's taxonomy places the organism in Eukaryota, Viridiplantae, Streptophyta, Magnoliopsida, Fabales, Fabaceae. The transcript has a single exon.
AAAAUUGAUUUCUUCUUCCAAACAAACACAUUAAAGUUAAAUUGAUAUACAUGUCAUUUUCACAAGUAUCAAUCUAUAUUGAAACACUCUGUUAGCCUUGAUCCCAUAGAACGGAAUACUAGCAGUAGCACCAAUAGAAUAGUAGAGUUCAGUUAGAGAACAUUGGUUGGUAGAGACAUUAAUGCUUAUCAGUGGAAGACAUUAAUAAAUACGACAGAAGCAGCUUACUAGAGUGUAAGACCCCCUGUGCAGAUCAACGAGAUUGAAAUAGGUAAUGGCCAAUAAGGUGUAAAAGAAAAAGCAGUAAAAAACCAUGUUACCGUAUCACAAAGAAAAACAUGCAUGAGUUUAUUUUUAGAGAUCAGCAUUCAGCAGUGAGCGUGUUUGAGAGGAGAAGAGAAGAGAAGAGGACAGUUGGAAAUAUUUAUUAUUCAUUUACUCCUCUUUCAAAUGUGGCAGUUGAGAAAUAUUGAAAUUUGAAAUCAACCUUUCAUCCUUCACUAUAUAAUAUAACCUCACUACUCCUUCCUUCAAUACUACACAUUCAUUAAGUUCACUAACAAUGAGAGUUUUUUCUAAUGGCGUUGUGGUUGCUUUCAUCCUGUGCAAUAUUCUACUUGUCACUGGCUUGUUUGAAGUGGCGGAUGGUAGACAAGUUAAGGAUGAUAAGCAUUUGAUUCAUCCACCAUUCAUUCAUCCACCACAUUUGUUAGGUCACGGAUUCAAACAUGGAAGGUUUGGUGGUGGUGGCAUUGGUGCUGGUGGAGGUUUAGGACUAGGAGGUGGCAUUGGUGGGGGUUUUGGAGGUGGAGUUGGUGGUGGCAUUGGUGGGGGUGUCGGAGGAGGUGGAGGACUUGGUGCUGGUGGAGGGCUUGGACAUGGGAUUGGUGGGGGCAUUGGUGGAGAUGGAGGAAGUGGACUUGGUGGCGGUGGUGGGCUUGGUCAUGGUGUUGGAGGCGGCAUUGGUGGAGGUGCAGACGGUGGUUUAGGAGGUGGAGGCGGAUUUGGUGGUGGUGCCGGUGGUGGACUUGGUCAUGGUGGUGGGAUUGGCGGAGGAGUAGGUGGUGGUGGGGGUCUAGGAGGUGGAGGUGGAGGUGGACUUGGUGGUGGUGGGGGGCUUGGACAUGGUGUAGGUGGUGGCAUUGGCGGAGGUGGUGGGCUUGGUCAUGGUGGAGGAUUAGGUCAUGGUGUUGGAGGUGGCAUUGGCGGUGGAGGAGGAUUGGGUCAUGGUAUCGGUGGUGGCAUUGGUGGAGGAGCAGGUGUUGGCGGCGGCAUUGGUGGUGGAGGAGGAUUGGGUCAUGGUAUUGGUGGUGGCAUUGGUGGAGGAGCAGGAGGUGGUGGUGGCAUUGGAGGUGGAGGUGGAUUAGGCCAUGGCAUAGGUGUUGGUGGUGGAGGUGGACUAGGCCAUGGUAUCGGUGGUGGCAUUGGUGGAGGGACGGGAGGUGGCGGCGGCAUUGGUGGGGGAGCAGGAGGUGGUGGUGGCUUUGGUGGAGGAGCAGGAGGUGGAGGCGGUGUAGGAGCGGGUGGUGGGAUUGGAGGUGGAGCUGCUGGAGGAGGUGGUUUUGGCGGGGGUGGUGGUGUAGGCGGAGGUGCUGGUGGAGGGGUUGGUGUUGGUGGUGGAUUUGGAAAAGGAGUAGGCCUUGGGGGAGGAGUCGGCGGUGGUGGAGGAGGCGGCUUUGGAGUCGGUGCUGGUAUUGGAGUUGGCGGUGGCGCUGGAGCCGGUGGUGGCAGCAGCCCUUAGGCGGUAUUACUAGUGUUGAAUGUUGAUACUGAGUCAUUAUAUAUCUGUUUUAAACUAUGAAUGCCUAGUAAUUUUUAGUCAAGCUACAAUCCUCUCUUUUGUGUGAUUCAAAUAGUAUUAAUUAUGCUUUAUAUUGGUAUUCUUAAUUAAUGAGUAUUAUUUGCUUAUAAACAUCUGUAAUGUGAUCUCUGUCUUUCUCUUCAA